This is a messenger RNA of Emiliania huxleyi CCMP1516, 849 nucleotides long. RefSeq lists its product as hypothetical. Gene Ontology annotation, cellular component: 90S preribosome; nucleolus; small-subunit processome. The record is from RefSeq and is a predicted model, not a curated record. The transcript is spliced from 3 exons. NCBI's taxonomy places the organism in Eukaryota, Haptophyta, Isochrysidales, Noelaerhabdaceae. The coding region runs from base 1 to 849 and encodes 282 amino acids.
AUGGCGACCGGCAAAGACCUCAACCCGUCGUACCUGCGCGAGCGCGGCCGCCACUCGGAUGGGCAGCGGUUCCGCUUUCAGAAUUUCGCGCAGCGCGUGGCGGCGGUGGAUAUUGACGUGCACCACCGCUUGACGGCUGACGACAUGGCUGAGUGGCGUCGCGAGGCUGGCGAGGAGGAGGCCGAGGAGGCCCGCCCCUUCGCCAUGCAGACCCUCGAGCGGUGGGUCGAGCUCAACCAGACAGGGCAGUUCACCGCCUUCCGCACCGAGCUCUCGCCGAUGCUGCUGUCGGUGCCGCUGAUGCUGCACCGGCAGGACGCCAUCUUUGAGGCGCUGCAUCGGCACCUGACGGGCGUGAGUACCGAGGCGCUCCCGCCCAUGCUCGAGCUCGCCACUGCGCUCGCCGUCGACCUUCGCCAGGAGUUUUACCCGCGCUUUGCCCCGCUGCUUGGAGCGCUCGGCCGGCUGCUCGGCUCAAGCGCCGAGGACGUCGCCCGUGUGGAGGCGGUCUUCACCGCCGCCGCCUACCUGCUGAAGUACUUGCUGCGCCAGCUGCUCGCGGACCUGCCCGCCGCGCUCGCCGCCUACGCGCCCCUCCUCUCCCACCCAAAGCAGCACGUCCGCGACUUUGCCGCCGAGUCGUUUUCGUACCUGCUGCGCCGCCUGCCGCGCGCCUCGCUGCCUGCGGCGCUGCCGGCGACGCUGCUGCCGCAGAUCGGCUGUUCGUCCAACCUCGACAGCGGCAUCGCGCUCCUCCUGUUCCACACCGUGCGGGGCCUCAGCCAGCGCUUCCACUCCCGCACGCCCGAGGCGGCUCGCGCGGCGCGCUGCUCGAGGCGCUCGGCCUGA